This is a messenger RNA of Lecanosticta acicola, 621 nucleotides long. Lineage: Eukaryota; Fungi; Ascomycota; Dothideomycetes; Mycosphaerellales; Mycosphaerellaceae. The record is from the annotation of a GenBank genome assembly.
AUGGGUCUCUUCGACGGACGUUCCUAUUCCGCAAGCGAUGCAGGAUAUCUCGGAGUCCCGCGCUCGCAUUCGUACCAAGGGGGAGGAGGGGGAGGAAGCCACUCCCGCGGCGUCUCCCCAGCACGAAGCACCCGCAGCGCCAAAAGCAGCGGCACCGGGGCAGCAGGAGGCAAUUACUACGUCCGCCCCAGCGCGACGCGAUCCACAUCCAGUUCGUGGUUCGGCGGGAACAACAACAACAACUACUACGGUUCUUCCCGAGGGGUUUUCGGCUCGUCGGGGAGCUCGUCGUACUAUAAGAGACGACCGAGGGAUGGGUAUAUUUCCUAUCUGAUGCACAGACUGCAGCGCAUGAUCAAGGAGCUGUGGUAUUACGCGCGGAGACACCCGGUGAAGGCUUUCUUCGCGGUUGUCGUGCCGUUGCUGAGCGCCGGGGGUGCUAUCCAUGGGCUUCUAAGGCAGUUUGGGAUUAGGGUUCCCGGGUUGGAUGGGGGAGCUAGUAGGCAUUCUGGAGGCUAUUAUGGUAGUUCUGGAUAUGGUGGGAGAGGCGGCGGCGGCGGUGGAGGAGGUUGGAUGAACAACGCGAGUGGCUUGAUGCAGAUCGCCAAGGCGUUUAUGUGA